AUGGUUUACGUCGGUAUUCCAACGAAUUACACCGGCUCGCCCUCCUCCUUCGUGGCGGGGACGCCGUCUCUCACGAUCAAUUACGAGGCUACCCAGGAUCUCGACUCGAGCACUGCGUUCGAGGGUCCUGAGAAGCUUCUCGAGGUAUGGUUUGCGCCAUCUGCCACCGAGCUUGGUGUUGCUGGCCCCGAGGGCCUCAAGAAAGUGCCUAGCGAAAUUUGGAAGGAUAUGCUAGACCUGGUCAAUUGCCAGGUGCUUUCCGUCAUCACAUCUGACGAGAUGGAUGCCUACCUUCUGUCGGAAUCCAGCAUGUUUGUCUGGCCGCACAAGUUGAUUCUCAAGACCUGCGGAACUACUACCUUGCUUUCGGGUCUCCCUCGCAUCUUGGAGAUCGCCGCCUUGUUCGCAGGAUUCCCACGCGCCACUGCCCCUGCAUCCGGAGGUAUCGCAGUCGCGGCGGCUCCAUACCGAGUUUUCUACAGCCGGAAGAACUUCCUGUUCCCUGACCGUCAACGUGGUCCUCACCGCAGUUGGCGUGAUGAGGUGCGGUCCAUGGACAGGUUGUUUGUCAACGGCAGCGCUUACAUGAUCGGCAAGAUGAACGGUGAACAUUGGUACCUGUACCUCACCGAGCCUGGCACCAUGCUCACCCCACCGGCGACCCCCAAGGAGCAGGUUGAGUUCCAAGAGACCGAAACUAAGAUCCUCAAUUUCCCUGAGGCUAAACGGCGCACUGAUUGUGAUCAGCACGAUGAGACCCUCGAGGUCUUGAUGACUGACCUUGACGAGGAGAAUGCGAAGCAGUUCUACCUUGAAAACGCUACUGCUGUGGCCGAGAAGCGUCACCGCGAGAAGGAUGAUGGCAAUGACCACCUUGAUGUCUUCGGUAAUACUUCCGAUAUGGAUGAGGAGACUGGCGGCAUUCUGCCUCCCGAGCUGACCACCGAGGGUCACGCUCUGGGAACUGUCGUCUCUGAGUCAUGCGGUUUGUCCGACGUGUACUCGAAGAGCAAGUUCCCCGACGCUCGAAUCGACGCGUACCUCUUCACUCCAUGUGGCUUCUCUGCCAAUGGCGUCAUACCGGCUCCUGAUGGCAAGGCUCCGACCCACUACUUCACUGUGCACGUCACCCCGGAGCCUCAGUGUUCGUAUGCGUCCUUCGAGACUAACGUUCCGCACUCUCAAAGUGGCAAAGCCACCGCCGACAUCAUUCAGCAGGUUGUCGAGAUCUUCAAGCCUGGUCGUUUCAGCAUCACUUUGUUCGAGACUAAGCCCAUCAUGGAUGAGGUCGACGAGGCCAAUGGAGAGUUUGAUGUGGCCCACGCUCAGCGCCAGGCUCUUCGCCGCAGCAACAAGAUGGAGCACGUUGAAGGCUACCGCCGUGUCGACCGCAUCGUUCACGAUCUGAACGGUUAUGAUCUUGUGUUCCGUUACUACGAACGCAAUGAUUGGAAAGGGGGGGCACCGCGAAUUGGAGAGAAGGGCUUCUAA
Molecule: messenger RNA, 1491 nt
Organism: Penicillium paradoxum
Lineage: Eukaryota; Fungi; Ascomycota; Eurotiomycetes; Eurotiales; Aspergillaceae
Product: adenosylmethionine decarboxylase SPE2
Exons: 1
Coding region: 1-1491 (496 amino acids)
Biological process (GO): spermine biosynthetic process; spermidine biosynthetic process
Cellular component (GO): cytosol
Molecular function (GO): adenosylmethionine decarboxylase activity
Source: RefSeq, a predicted model, not a curated record